AUGGCGGGCUCUGCAUUGCUGGGCGGCCACAGCAAGAAGCACAAGGUCACCGUCGUCGGAUCCGGAAACUGGGGAUCGACCAUUUCCAAGAUUGUGGCGGAGAAUGCAAAGCUUCAUAGCAACCUCUUCGAGGAGGAGGUCCAGAUGUGGGUGUACGAGGAGGAGGUGACGAUCCCAUCGACGUCCAAGAACUACGACGCCGCCGCGGGCCACGAUGAGCCCCAGAAGCUCACGUCCAUCAUCAACAACUACCACGAAAACGUAAAGUACCUCCCCGGAGUCACGCUCCCGUCCAACCUCGUCGCCAACCCGUCCCUCGUCGACGCCGUCCGCGACGCCUCCAUCCUCAUCUUCAACCUCCCCCAUCAAUUCAUCGGCAAGGCCUGCGACCAGAUGCGCGGCAACAUCCUGCCGUACGCGCGCGGCAUCAGCUGCAUCAAGGGCGUCAACGUGUCCGACGACGGCGUCAGCCUCUUCAGCGAGUGGAUCGGCGACGGCCUCGACAUCUACGUCGGCGCCCUCAGCGGCGCCAACAUCGCGAGCGAGAUCGCGGCCGAGAAGUGGUCGGAGACGACCAUCGCCUACGACCCGCCCCUCACGGACAGCAGGGCGCCGACGCCGCGGUCCGACAGCCCGCAGCCGGCGCAGCCGACGGUGACGGUGACGGACGUGCCGGCCGUCGUCCACCGCGACGCGCGGGGCCGCGCCUCCAAGACGAAGCUGACGGGCGUGCCGGCCGAGUACCCGCCGCUCGACCACGACAGCUUCCGCACCCUCUUCCACCGACCCUACUUUCACGUCCAGAUGGUCUCGGACGUGGCCGGCGUCUCGCUCGGCGGCGCCCUCAAGAACAUCGUCGCCUUGGCCGCCGGCUUCGUCGACGGCCGCGGCUGGGGCGACAACGCGAAGGCGGCCAUCAUGCGCAUCGGCCUCAUGGAGAUGGUGAGGUUCGGCAAGGAGUUCUUUGGCGAGACGGUCCAGAGCGCGACCUUUACCGAGACGUCGGCCGGCGUCGCCGACCUCAUCACCUCCUGCUCGGGCGGCCGAAACUUUCGCUGCGCCCGCAAGGCGGUCGAGAAGGGCAUCAGCGUCGACGAGGUCGAGAGGCAGGAGCUCAACGGCCAGAAGCUGCAGGGAACGACGACGGCCUACGAGGUCAACAGCUUCCUCAAGGCCCGCGGCCUCGAGAGGGACUACCCGCUCUUCACCGCCGUCAACGACAUCCUCAGGGGCAAGAAGCAGGUCGACGACAUUCCGGAGCUCGUCGCCACUCUGGAUGACUGA
Molecule: messenger RNA, 1284 nt
Organism: Drechmeria coniospora
Lineage: Eukaryota; Fungi; Ascomycota; Sordariomycetes; Hypocreales; Ophiocordycipitaceae
Product: Glycerol-3-phosphate dehydrogenase
Exons: 2
Coding region: 1-1284 (427 amino acids)
Biological process (GO): carbohydrate metabolic process; glycerol-3-phosphate catabolic process
Cellular component (GO): glycerol-3-phosphate dehydrogenase (FAD) complex; cytosol; nucleus
Molecular function (GO): NAD binding; glycerol-3-phosphate dehydrogenase [NAD(P)+] activity; protein homodimerization activity
Source: RefSeq, a predicted model, not a curated record